GCUUAUCAAGGCCGAAAGCUACAUGUACCAAAUAGCUCAGCGACACUCGUAUAGGGAGGAGAUCGCAGUUCUGUCUAUGGACCACCACGAAUCAACAAACAAAAUUCCUAGAAGCAGCUCAUUGUUCCGCCUGUGCCCAUUCAUGGAUGAAACAGGAGUUCUAAGGAUACGAGGACGAACCAACGAAUGUCGAUUCAUCGAUAGCAGUGUCGCUAAUCCCGUAAUAUUGCCCCGGGAACACAGCAUUACCAAACUCAUCGUGCAAGAUAUCCACCAAAAAUUCCUGCAUCAGAAUCACCAGACCAUCAUUAACGAGCUAAAACAACACUAUUAUAUCCCUCGUCUAAAGGCUAUCUAUAAAUCGGUACGAAAUAGCUGCCAAGUCUGCAAAAAUCUUCGAGCUCGUCCACAACCACCACUGAUGAGUGACCUACCACCGGCGCGCCUUGCAGCAUACAGUCGUCCGUUCAGUCACAUGGGGGUGGAUUACUUCGGCCCAAUUACGGUAUCAGUUGGCCGAAGAGUGGAAAAACGCUGGGGCGUCCUAGUCACCUGCUUGACCACGCGCGCUAUCCAUUUAGAAGUCGCACAUUCACUCACAGCUGACUCUUGUAUCAUGGCUCUUCGCAACGUUAUUGCUAGGAGGGGAAUCCCAGUCGCAAUAUACAGCGACAGAGGAACAAAUUUCGUGGCAGCCAAUAAAGAACUAAAGGCCGCAUUCGCACAGUUGGAUCACAAUAAGAUUACAUCGGAAUUUGUUACACCCAGGACAACGUGGAACUUCAUUCCCCCGUUGUCUCCUCAUAUGGGCGGAGCGUGGGAAAGGCUCAUUCGUACGGUUAAACAGAACCUUGACAAACUACGGUCAAAUCGCUUGCCAACCGAUGAAACGCUCAAAAGUAUGCUAGUAGAAGUAGAAUUUAUCGUAAACUCUCGACCUCUCACCGAAAUUCCUCUGGAUGAUGAUCAAUCUCCAGUGUUGACUCCGAACCAUUUUUUAAUUGGAUCCUCUAACGGGCUACUUCCGUGGUCCUGCCUCGAAAACGAUUCUACUUCGUUGAAACUGAAUUGGCGCCUCUCACAGGCCAUGGCAAACCAGUUCUGGAAACAGUGGCUACACGACUACCUUCCUUCUUUGACUCGUAGAGCAAAGUGGUUUUCGAAGGUGAAGCCGAUCAACAUCAACGAUAUCGUGGUAAUUAUCGACGAAAGGUUGCCCCGAAAUUGCUGGCCUAGAGGACGAGUAAUCUCCACCAAGGAAGCACCAGACGGUCAAGUCAGAUGGGCAACGGUGCAGACGGUUACUGGGAUAUAUGAACGCCCAGCGGUUAAGCUAGCAGUACUAGACGUUGGCGUUGGCAGAAAUACAACUCAGACGGAUCUUCGGUGCAUUGAAGAGGGGAAUGUUGAAUGCGCAACGUCUAACAACCGAAAUACACCCCUGUAGACUUCACGUUAACCUCUGCCACACCUGCGAACGAUAGAAGGGAUUGUACACCGGGCAAUAACUGUCAACAAUAGAGAAGAACAAUAGUGAAGCUGGUCGAAUUGUUUCCUAAAAAUUUGUUACUCCUACUUAAAGUUAAAUUUAUGCUAAAUUCGUUAUUAUCUACUUACCUACCUAAAUUUGUUAUUAUCUACUUUGAGUGGUAAGAAAACAAUGAACUCAAUUACCUAACUUAAACUAAAUUUGUUAUCCUAAAGCAUGCAGAAUAGUUCCAUUCUAAAGAGCCUAAGAACCACGUUGAAAUAGUACCUGUCAUUCACGGCUCCUACACGCG
Armigeres subalbatus is the source of this 1781-nucleotide messenger RNA. RefSeq lists its product as uncharacterized. The transcript has 2 exons. Bases 23 to 1447 code for a protein of 474 amino acids. Gene Ontology annotation, biological process: DNA integration. NCBI's taxonomy places the organism in Eukaryota, Metazoa, Arthropoda, Insecta, Diptera, Culicidae. The record is from RefSeq and is a predicted model, not a curated record. Gene Ontology annotation, molecular function: nucleic acid binding.